Colletotrichum truncatum is the source of this 285-nucleotide messenger RNA. Lineage: Eukaryota; Fungi; Ascomycota; Sordariomycetes; Glomerellales; Glomerellaceae. The record is from RefSeq and is a predicted model, not a curated record.
AUGCCAGGAAGGACCGUGUCCAACUCUUCAGACGUGUCGGCAACUUCACUUGGUUCUCGCUCCGACGACUAUGGUGACCUGGUCAUGUCAGGUCUCAACACACCUGCUCAAGAGAAGACAGGCAUUGAUGGUUUCAGGGUGCCAGCGGCGCCAGAGGUGCGCUCUCCAAGAGGCAAGUUGCGAGUUUUUGUCGAGUUAAUGUUCCCCUCUAACCUUCCUCAUAUUACUGCGCCACUUAUAUUCCAGUGCCACGGAUUCAAUUCCAUCAUUGAUAUCUUUUUUUAG